CAUAAUAACUUUCUCUAAAUAGCAUCACAUAAGUUUUUCUUCCAAUUUAGCACUUUUAGUCAUUAUUAUUCAAGGAUCGGAGAGUACAUAUGGAAGCCGACGAUAACAUGACGCCGACUACCCCUAUAGUCGGAGUAGACAACAACAACUUCAGAGUGGAUUUCAUCGCAAAAUCUGUAGUUAAGGCCGCCGCCGCCGCCGCCCAAAAUAAACCGCACAUCCUCCCCCUCUCCAAUCUCGACCUCCUCGCCGGCCGCUUCCCCGUCACCUACUUUUACUUCUUCCGAAACCCAAACCACCCAGUAGAGGCCGCGUCAACGGGUCUUUCCCCAUCAGUUAUCGAUCACUUCAAAUCUUCCCUGUCCCGAUGCCUCUCUCUUUUCUACCCCUUCGCCGGCCGCAUCGUGGCCAACCCCGCCACCGCCUAUCCCGAGAUCUCCUGCGACAAUCGCGGCGUUCUUGUCGUGGAAGCACGGGCUAAUAUCCCCCUCAAAGAACUGCCAUUCCACGACCUCAACCGGUGUCUCGAAGGCGGCCUGAUGCUCGUCCCCGCCCACCAAUCGGCCGCCGACGGCGAUUUCGCCGUCCAAGCUCAAAUCACGGGUUACGCCUGUGGGGGUGUGUCGCUCACGGUCUCGUUUGACCACGCCUUGGGAGACGCCUCCUCCUUGGGCAAGUUCCUCCUCACUUGGUCGGAACUCGCUAGGGAGAUGCCUCCCUCUUGCUCCCCUGACCACCGCCGUUUUCUCCUCCGCCCACGCAGGCAGAACACAUGUUUGGACGAAAAGUUUGUGUCGUGCACGGUGGAGGAGAUGCCAACGACAGCACUAUCAAGAAGGAUGCUAAAGCGCCUGUAUCACGUGGACGCGUCAAGCAUCAACAAAUUGCAGGUUUUAUCGGGCGGCAGCCGGACCAAAAUUGAGGCCUUCUCGGCAUACCUGUGGAAGGUCAUGGCCACACUAGGCGGAACCGGCGGCGGGCAUGACGAUGACAAGAUCAGCUGCAAGAUGGGAUGGGUGGUGGACGGGCGAAGGAGAAUGGACGACCUGCUGUCGGAGGACUACAUCGGAAAUGUCCUGUCCCACGCGGGGCCGGGGCGGCUCAUGUUUUCCAAGCUCGUCUUGGGCGGCGGCCUAGCUGACGCCGACGACGGCCCUGUUCUGAUGGUCUCCUCCGCCCGGAGGUUCCCGGUCGCCCAACUGGACUUCGGAUUCGGGGGUCCGGUUCUUGGAACGGUUUGCACCACGGCGGAGAAUAUUGGGGUUGGGUACGUCAGUCAACGAGAGAGUGCGUUGGGCGACGGGUCUUGGACGGUGUCGGCGGUGCUGUGGCCGGAGAUGGUUGCUGCGCUCGAGUCCGAUCCCGAGCGUGUGUUCCGGCCUAUGACUGCCGAUAUCAUCCACUUGUAAGUGGCAAAUCCUAUAAAAUGAAAUCAACCAUACCAUACCAUGUAAAAUUAAGAAUGCUUUUGUUGUAGCAUUUGAAACUUGAAUUUGUAUCACUAUUAAUAGCCUGUUUGUCAAUGUGUUGAAUUAGCAAAAGUGAUUAUUUUUGUAUCACUUCAUGAAAAAAUCAUAAUCUAAAAUUAGUACCAAAAGCAGUAUUGUUUGCACAUAAAAGUGAUUUGCUGUU
This is a messenger RNA of Cuscuta campestris, 1632 nucleotides long. The record is from the annotation of a GenBank genome assembly. Lineage: Eukaryota; Viridiplantae; Streptophyta; Magnoliopsida; Solanales; Convolvulaceae.